AUGGCGGCUCCUGAGGCUGGUCCAGGAGGGAAACCUGGAUGUGCUGUGGGAUUUGUGGAUUUCCUGAGGCAAAAAUUCCCAUUUUUCUUCAAGCCCAGCUCCAUGGCAGAGCGGGAGAGGCCACAGCGGCUCCUGAGGCUGGUCCAGGAGGGAAACGUGGAUCUCCUCCGGGAUGAGCUGAGGCUGCAUGAGAUUCCAGAGGUUCCCAGCUGGCGUUGGGGACGUUUGGGAGAUUCCCUGCUGCACCACGCAGCUCGCUUGGGACACCGGGAUGUGCUGGAAUUCCUGGUCCGGGAGAUCGGGAUGGACAUGGAGGUGACCAAUGGGGACUACAAGAGACCCAUCCAUGAGGCUGCUUCCAUGGGACACCAGGAAUGUGUGUCCUUCCUUCUGGAGAGAGGGGCGAGCGUGGACUGCUUGAAAAAGGCUGACUGGACUCCCCUGAUGAUGGCUUGCACCAGGAAAAACUUGGAAGUGAUCAAAACCCUGGUGGAGCACGGAGCCAACCCGUUGUUGAGGAACAAGGAUGGCUGGAAUUGCUUCCACAUUGCCAGCAGGGAAGGGCAUCCCCAGGUGCUCCGGUACCUCCUGGAUGUGUCCCCAAGCUGCUGGGACACGGAGAGCACCACGGGGAGAACUCCUCUGCACACGGCAGCGAUGCACGGCUGUUCCCAGGUCGUGGAGCUGCUCCUGGAACGGUGCCAGUACAAACCUGACAGCAGGGACAGCUGUGGGGUCACUCCCUUCAUGGACGCUCUCCAGAACGGGCACGUCGGCAUCGCCCGGCUGCUCCUGGAGAAACACCAGGUGAGUGCCAAAAUUCCUCAACUGCCUCUCCCAGGAGCUGAGCCAGAGCUGCCAGGACAGGCCUGUCCCACAGCUGUGGAUGCCCUGGGUGCUCAGGCCCUGCACAGGGCAGCUGUGACAGCCCAGGAUGGCUCCAUCCAGUUCCUGGUGUCCGAGCUGGGCGUGGAUGUCAAUGGGAGAGCGACGUCCCUGCAGCUGCCAGCCCUGCACUACGCAGCCAAGGAAGGACAUGGACACACCAUCCAGACCCUGCUGUCCCUCGGUGCUGAUCUCCAGGCUAAGGAUGGGAAGGGCCGUUCUGCCCUGCACGUGGCCAGCGCCGGGCAGCGCGCGGAAGCCGCCGGGAUCCUGCUGCGGGCCGGGCUCCGGGACGCUCCCGAUGCCACGGGAACGCUGGCCCAGCAGCUGGCCAGGAGGCCUGAUGUCAUCCAGCUUUUCCAGGGAACACAAGUCAGCACGUGAAGAGGAGGGGGCCUGCUCCUUUGCCACAUGCUCCCUGAAACAGAGCCAUCCAAGGAAAGUGCCUCUUCCAGGGAUCCUCGUGGCUUUUCCUGGGAAUUUCCACACCCUGACCAUCCCCACGGAGAAGAUCCACCUGGAUCAUGGAUUUUUCUAGCUCUUCACGGACCUGCUCUCCACUAAUCCCUUAAAUUGCUUUAAUUUGCAAUUUAAUGUUUCAUUUGACCUCUUUGGGUAGGAGAGAGACUCUUGAAGCUGCAUCAACCUUUUGAAUCCUUCUUGUAGCCCACAGCUGAUGCCAAAACCUGCAGGAAUCUGUAGUGGGACCUCAGCCUUGUGAGGACAUCAGGGAUCUCUGGCUCAGACUGAAAUAAGGAGGUGUUUUAUUCCAGACUGGAAUGCUUGGGCAGUUCCCAAUAAUUUAAAUCCCAAUAAUCUGCUCUUGGAAGCCUGGAAUACACAGCAAGGUAAGAGCAGCUGCAGCUGUUGGGUUUGUGCAGCUGGAAUUAUAAAUUCCAUCGAAAAGU
This is a messenger RNA of Vidua macroura (Pin-tailed whydah), 1793 nucleotides long. It is a transcript of the gene ANKRD16, whose product is annotated as ankyrin repeat domain 16. Bases 1 to 1269 code for a protein of 422 amino acids. The transcript has 9 exons. NCBI's taxonomy places the organism in Eukaryota, Metazoa, Chordata, Aves, Passeriformes, Viduidae. The record is from RefSeq and is a predicted model, not a curated record. Gene Ontology annotation, molecular function: protein binding. Gene Ontology annotation, cellular component: cytoplasm.